Messenger RNA from Odocoileus virginianus texanus, 608 nucleotides. The record is from RefSeq and is a predicted model, not a curated record. NCBI's taxonomy places the organism in Eukaryota, Metazoa, Chordata, Mammalia, Artiodactyla, Cervidae.
AUGGUGGACCCGUUUAGGGAGCGCACCGCCCGGCUACUGGUGGACUACCUCGAGUUCUGCGCCCGGGAGCCCGGCACUCCCGCUCCUGCGCCCUCCACGCCCGAGGCUGCCGUGCUGCGCCACGUGGCCGCCCGUGUCCAGGAAGCAAAUCGAAACGUCUUGCCGCUUUACCGCCGCUGCCGCAGGCACCGCGUCGAGCUGGUGGCCAGGAUGGCGCAGAGGCUACUCGACGAAGACCCUGGCCCCAGCUGGGGACGCGUGGCCUCACUCGUGACCUUCGCGGGGUCGCUGCUGGAGAGGCCGCCGCAGACGACCCGACGGCAGAAGAGAGACGACGACGACGGCGUUAGCAGGGACUGUCGGCUCCUGGUGGCCCUUCUGUGUGUCCAGUUCUGCGAAAGGCACCGCGCCUGGCUGAUGGCCAACGGCGGCUGGGAUGGAUUUUGCCUCUUCUUCAGCCACUCAUUGCAGCCAUCUUGGGAAAGACAGCUGGUCUGGUUAUUCCUCUCAUACUGGACAGCAAUAAUCAUAAUCUACUUCUGGAUAAAAUUAUCAUGUGGUGGCGGUCAUUUCAUCUAUGCUAGCUAAAACUGCUGGGCUGAAUCCCA